AUCGCAUAUGGCCUGUGUGUUUUAUAGGGAAUUCGCUGGACCUCGGCUCAAGCGGGGUUGGGGUUCGCGUGAGAGUCGGUGAGUGCACUCGCGCCCAUGGUUGUACGGCGUAUCAUUGGUCGCAUCCGUGCGAUCUCUGACUGGUUCGAGGAACUAGACAUUGCUGAGAUAUAUCUUCUCUACAUGGCGGCCGGAAUGUAUGCGGGUACCAUGUACGGGACGUAUGUCCGACGAGGGAAGUUGGCGGCUCCAGAGUCCGACUUCCUGUUGACGUCGAUCUACCACGUGCCGGAGGAGAAGAAGAAGGCUUUCGAGGCCACUUGGAGUGACCAAGCACGGCUGGCCCAGCGCCAGCCUGGCUAUGAGUGGACCAAGACCUACAAGGCCAUUGACUGGUCGGAGUCCCCUUUUAGCUACGUCACGUUCCGCAUGUGGAACGAGUCUGGGAGCUACCUCAGGAUGGUGCAGUUCGACCCCACUUGGAAGGAGCUCACCAAACGGCUGAAGGAGACGAUCAUCAGCCAACAGGACACUGUGUAUCGGAUACUGGUGGAUGAUUCCGUGAAACGAAUCAUCGAGUAAGCCGAUGCACGUGCUUCCGGGCUCAAACGAGCCACAAAGCGAUGUGCGCAGUAGCAAGGACCCCUCCUGAAGGGUUGGUUUCAUGUUUGCUAAGAACCCAUAAGGGGGUCCUGGUGUGUAGACAGGUGUAGAAUGCCCAUUUUCGCGACAAAGCCACAGGAAGCGCUCGCCAA
Messenger RNA from Effrenium voratum, 755 nucleotides. NCBI's taxonomy places the organism in Eukaryota, Dinophyceae, Suessiales, Symbiodiniaceae. The record is from the annotation of a GenBank genome assembly.